CCAACCCGCAUCCCGAUUACCAACUCUCCAAAUUUUUCACGCAUCACGAGAACAGGACGCACGGCAAAAAAGCUCCAUACGAUAUUAUUUUCUCAAGUAAUCUGGGGGUAAUAGAAACUAGGUUUCCUUGGACAAAACCUGGGGGAGGCAAAGCACGGCCGUAAUCAAAUAUCGCUGGGUUGCAUGAAGCCAGGGGGCCGCGGUUACUUGUUAACUUUUAGUUGCAGUGACGGAUCGCUAAGCGAAGUUUCCUGGGGGUAAGAGAAACUACCACCGACGACGCAAACGACGUUAAACAACGCACAACGUGGGCUUUGAUCACGCCAUUUAGGCCUGGAGAAAAAAAAACUUUCCAACUAGAAACUGGACUAUUGGCUGCCGUUUUUUUUGAACAUUCUUGGCCUGCAACACACACAUACUACACGCCGGAAUUGACGCCAUCGAGACUAUGGUUACGAUGGACGAGUCACGACACUUGCAUGGGCUGGUGGACAUGGGGAGUAACGGGAUCCGCUUCUCGAUUACGGAUCUGACGCCAGAGACGCAACGGGGACUCCCGACUCUGUAUCUGGACCGUGCGGCGAUAUCGCUGUACGAUGCGCAGUUUGAAGACGGCAAACCCGUUCCGAUACCCCAGGCGACGAUCAGACAGGUAGUCAAGUCGCUGCUGCGGUUCAAGGCUACGUGCGAAGAUUUUGGGGUGCCUGAGAAGCAAGUGCGGAUUGUGGCUACGGAGGCGACGAGGAAGGCGGUUAAUUCAGAAGAGUUUCGUAAGGAAAUUAAGAGGGCGACAGGGUGGGAGGUGGAGCUUUUGUCCAAGGAGAUGGAGGGACGGAUUGGGGCGUUUGGGGUUGCGAGUUCGUAUCACAAUGUCACGGGACUCAUGAUGGAUUUGGGGGGUGGGUCGACGCAGAUCAAUUGGAUUGUUAAGUCGACGCACUACGACCGGAUUGAGAUGUGUGAGAAGGGAAGUGCAAGCCUACCGUAUGGCGCUGCGGCGCUCACAAAGAGGCUUGAGGAGGCUGGUUCUUCUGGCAGCGAAAGUUACAAGGCUUUUGAAAGCGAAGUCAUUGCCGACUUGAAAGGAGCGGUUGAAGAUAUUCGGAUUCCCCAACAUCUGCUUGAUCGAUGCAAGUCGGAAGAGGGCCUCUCUUUGUACCUGUCUGGAGGUGGAUUUCGAGGCUGGGGCUUUGUGCUCAUGUCUACGCAUCCCGUCCAACCAUAUCCCAUUCCAAUCAUCAACGGGUUUCGGACAACUAGUGAUGUCUUCCAUGAUACGCACGCUGUACAGGCUGCUGUCAAGCAAGAAGAUACACCAGAAAUCUUUCGCGUGUCAGCACGUCGGGCCAGUCAAGUUCCUGCCGUUGCGUUUUUGGUUUCGUGCUUGUCGAAAGCACUGCCGAGCAUCAAGAACGUCUACUUUUGCCAGGGCGGCGUAAGAGAGGGAAUGCAUUUUGCGGAGAUGGAGCCGGCGAGCAUGUCCGAUGCGCCAAUUGUCAAUGCGACAAGAGCAUAUGCGCCGGCUUCUAGUCCGGAGUUGAUCGACCUGUUGCGGAGAGCGGUAGUGGCUCCGCCAUCGGCGGCGCGCAAGGAGCUGUUUAGCAACAGCAUGAUGAGGGCCUUCACGUACACCAUGUUUGCGCACAGAGGCCAAGUUAAAGAUCUCCGCAGUGGGUCUGCGCUAAGGAGUACCACGACAGGCAUCUUCUCUGCCGGGCACGGUCUUAGCCACGAGGAACGCGCCACGCUCGCCAUUCUGCUGUGUGAGCGUUACGGGGGGCACAACACAAUUAGCCCCACCGAACAGGACUUUUACCACCGAAUGCUGCAGCUUGUUCCCGAGGAUCUGAGGUGGUGGUGCAGGUACCUGGGGAGCGUUGCCGGAGUGCUUGCAAGUGUAUAUCCCGCGGGGACCAUUCGGCAGAGCCGCGUCCAGGUCAAGGUGGAGUGGGCGAGUAGUAAAAAGGACAAAGAGAGGCUUUGCAUUGAUUUUGAGUUUGGGCACGAGCCGGACGAUCUGGACGAGGGACUGCAGGCGGCGUUGAAGAGGGUGGAGAAGGUGGGCAAGAAGAAGAAGUGGAUCGGAGGGCAUGGAUACAAAGUGCUGUUGACUGUAAAUGGCCACGGCUAUGGUGAGGAGGAUGAGUAGCAGUGAAACAAUGGCAAUGCGUGAUUUUCAUGGGCGUUGGAGUGAUUUUGCCGAGUUGGGCUCGUCAUGGCGAGGGACAAUGGCGACGAGAUGCCCGUCUGGGCCAU
Bipolaris sorokiniana ND90Pr is the source of this 2256-nucleotide messenger RNA. RefSeq lists its product as uncharacterized. The transcript has a single exon. NCBI's taxonomy places the organism in Eukaryota, Fungi, Ascomycota, Dothideomycetes, Pleosporales, Pleosporaceae. Bases 449 to 2149 code for a protein of 566 amino acids. Gene Ontology annotation, biological process: regulation of transcription by RNA polymerase II. The record is from RefSeq and is a predicted model, not a curated record.